Molecule: messenger RNA, 921 nt
Organism: Macrosiphum euphorbiae (potato aphid)
Lineage: Eukaryota; Metazoa; Arthropoda; Insecta; Hemiptera; Aphididae
Source: the annotation of a GenBank genome assembly
AUGAUACCUGCCGGAAAAAAAUACGACCCCUUCAUUUCAAAUGGUUUAGAAAAUUGUUAUUUGCGCAUAUAUGAAAGUACGUUGGGAACGUUGUCUGAUUUCUUGGACGAACUAUUCACCUGCACUAAUCCAAACCGUGACGAGAGAAACGGCCAUUCUAAAGAAUGUUAUUUAAAUGAAUUUCAAUGUGGUGCAAGAAUAUUGCCAUUGCUUAAAUUGUCAAGCCAUUUUCCGGAACUUAGAAAUAUUAAGCGUCAGUUGUACGAGAUUCGGCGACUAUACACACAUCUGUCGAGGGUUGACGAAGCUCUUGAACAAGGUGACGUAGCCUUUUUAAAAAAAUUGGCGGAAGACACUCAAGCAAAAGCCAUUUCAUUUCCCAGCGAUGCAGUACAUUCCGAUCUUGCGGAAGAUAAACUGACUGAAGACUUUAAAAAAACUAUCGAACUUUUCGAAAAAAGAGCUUCUGAUUUGCCGAAAUAUUCGUGCUGCUCGUGCGAAACAUUGUGCUUCAAGCGUAACGUUAACGCAAUUGAAAAACAAAAAACGAAUAUCAUCGAAAAACAAAUUUGGAAGGAUCUUCAAAUAUUAGUACCGGAAAACGACCGUAAAUGGAUAUGCAACUAUUGCUAUGGAAAAAUAAAUGACGACAUAAUGCCUUCAACGUGUAUUCUGAAUAAAAUGUUCACCCAUCAGGUACCGCCAGAAAUAAGCUGCUUAACCCUUUAUAGGUUAGUGGUUGUUCUAGAAGCCACUUAUGUUUGUACGGUAGAUGGGCAGCAUAAUAUUAAUGAAUCACAAAUGAAUGCAACUGUGGCAUUUAUAGAAGCCACUUGUAAAAUGACAGUGCAUGGGCAGAACUAUUUUUUUUUUGAUAACAUCAAAUUAGCUAACUAUUACCAUUCUACUACUUGUUUGUAA